AUGGAGGACUUUCUAAAGAAAACUACUGACCUCGUGGGGUUGGCAGUAUGUGCGACGGAACCAGAUGUUAAAAAAUUAGAAGACCUAACUCAGGGUGGCCAAAUAGAAGAGGUGAUUCUUCAGGCUGAAAAUGAACUAAGUCUGGCGGGAAAAAUGAUGCCGUGGAAACCAUGGGAGACAUUGGUGGAAGGGCCUCCUCCUGGCCGAUGGAAAUGGCCAAUAAAAUCAUUAGCAGACGGCUUGUGUGUUGAAGGGAAACUGAUGUCAUUAAACGUCUGUUACAUCGAAAAUAUGUCCAUAUUAUUGACAUCUAAUAAUCAAGAAAACUGA
Molecule: messenger RNA, 330 nt
Organism: Artibeus jamaicensis (Jamaican fruit-eating bat)
Lineage: Eukaryota; Metazoa; Chordata; Mammalia; Chiroptera; Phyllostomidae
Product: NADH dehydrogenase [ubiquinone] 1 alpha subcomplex subunit 5-like
Exons: 2
Coding region: 1-330 (109 amino acids)
Biological process (GO): respiratory electron transport chain
Source: RefSeq, a predicted model, not a curated record